AUGAAAACUAAAUAGAAAUUAGUUAAACCUUUUAAGUGAGCAGGGACCUGUGUGCCAUUCGAACACGAUCAUGAAGAACCUAAUUGGUAUCAUUUUUGGUCUUCUAUUGGCUUCAUCUGCUUCGGCUAUGCCAAGAUUCGAUGAUCAACUUCGAGAAUUAGUCGAAAGUGUUCGACAGCAAUUACCUUGUGGAUUUCCAACUGCUGGAAUUCCACCAUUAGCGCCAUAUAGAAACCAGUUACAUCAAUUCGAUUUGAAUAAUCGUGGAACAGAUCUUUUGGGAAACUUUACAAACCUCAUUAUCACAGGAAUUGAUGGUUUCGAUGUCAAAGAACUCCACUAUGCCACACUUUUGAUGAAGCUAAAUUUCGAUGUGAAUUUUAGUCAAAUUAAACUCUUCAGUCAAUACUACGCCAAAGGUGGUGUUCAAAUAUUUGGAAGAAACUUUUCAUUAGUCGGAAAUGGUGAUUUUGAUUUACUAGCCGAAAAUAUUCGUAUUAAUGGAAGUUUUCAUCUUCGUCCAACAACAUCGAAUGGCUUGAAAAUAUGGAAUUUUAAAAGUUCUUUCAAUAUGGAUGGAGUAAAGUCGCAAACUACGGGAAUUCUGAAUAGUCCUUUGUAUAGUGGUUUUUUCAACUCCUGGGUUGAAGAAUUCGUUAGGAUUCUUGUGGACGAAAACAGAGAUCACAUUGGCAAUAAAAUUGGAAGUUAUAUUGUGCCUGCUGUUAAUCAACAACUGAAGAAGGUAUCGGUAUUGGAGCUGAUUGGAGUUAUUUUAGGACUUGGUGCACCAGAUAGUCCUUUGUUUCCAGUUUGUCAAGUUUAGUGGUAAAAAAAUGUAGGAAAUUAUGAAUAAAUUUGUUAUUGGUUGAA
Messenger RNA from Episyrphus balteatus (marmalade hoverfly), 873 nucleotides. RefSeq lists its product as uncharacterized. Bases 71 to 826 code for a protein of 251 amino acids. The record is from RefSeq and is a predicted model, not a curated record. Lineage: Eukaryota; Metazoa; Arthropoda; Insecta; Diptera; Syrphidae. The transcript is spliced from 2 exons.